Messenger RNA from Meloidogyne enterolobii, 1481 nucleotides. The record is from the annotation of a GenBank genome assembly. Lineage: Eukaryota; Metazoa; Nematoda; Chromadorea; Rhabditida; Meloidogynidae.
UAUUUAAGUGUUAGUUUAUGUGUAUUUGCUUUGAAAAAGGGAAAAGAAUAUUACUCGAAAAAUCUCAAACCGUUUGGAUUAACUGAAGAAUUAGAUUAUAAGAGAAUGUGGUAUUGUUGGAGAUGUCUGAUUGGAUAAUUUUUAGGAGUAAUUUGGAGGAAAAUGAUAACUUAAUUUUUAUUUGAUACUUGAUUGAUCCUUCCUUCACAAGGAUUUUGUUUUAAAUUUUUUCCGUUUGUCUUCUACUAGAAUAUUUUCUAAAAGGUUAAAUAUUCAUUUUUUAAAAUUUUCCAGCCACUCUCCUUUCCUUCCUUACUUUCAAAUCCAAUUUCCUCUUAUUUCCUUUUUUCGCCCUCGUUAUAUUUUUUUGUCACGCGUUUCUCCUUUAUACAUAUUUGUUAUAUCUUGUCCAUCGUUAAAAAUUCGAGGUGUCUUCCUCAAUAACUACUACAAACUUAAGGCAUAACUGGUGCACGUUGUUUGUUACUAGAAAAAUUUUCAAAAAGCAUUGAGUGGUGCAAAAGUGGUUUGAGGUUAGGAAAUGGCCAAAAGAAAAAAGACGGGGGAAAAAUAGAAUUUACAAGAAAAGGACCGUCAUUCUUUAUGUGGAUGGCAUAAUGUUGCCCUAAGGGUUAGAUCAUACUUAAGCAUAUUACAUUAAAGUAAAAAUUAAAAGAUUAUAAAAUAGUACAUAUGUCUAGAUUUAAAAGAAUUUAAAUGGAAGGAGAUUUAAAUUUAAAAUUAUUGUUUUACCUACAUAGCCCUCCCCCCUCUUUCUUGUCUUCCUGUUUUCAAAGGCCUUAUAAUAGGCAUGAUAUUUUCUUUCUUGUAUAUUCUCGAUUUUUCGAUAGAAAUAUUUCUGAUAUAACUGAAUAUCGAGCCCCAGAUUUUUCUUUUACAUAUCUCAACUUCAAAAAAAUAUUAUUAAUUACUUAUUUGUUAGUUUAUUAGUUAAGCCUUUUGUUUUCCUCCUUGUAUUUGCUUUAUCUCCCUUACUUUUUUGCCUUCUCAUUUUUUUCAUAAUUCCCUUUUUAAAUACAUAUAUCAUCUCUCUAUUGUUUUUAAAUUUUCUUAAUUCUCAAGAGGCUAUUUUUUAUAAAUAUUUUUUGUUAUUUUUCAUGAUAUUAUCAGACAAUUCUUUUUUUUGCCGAACAAUUCAUGAACUUUCUGAUUUAAUUCGUCAGUGUGAAUUAACAACAAUUGCUUGUACUGCUACACUUCUUAAAGGAAUUGCCAACCUCUGGGCUCCUGUUCCUCAAGAACUGGAAAGACUCGCUGAUGUGGCAAGGACCAGCCAACCGGGUCAAGAAUUUAUGUCCUUCCUUCAACAACAACAAAAUUCUAAUUCUUUACUUACUUCAAAUGUGUCAACAACAUCAAAUGGGCAAUGGUGGGUUUGGCCUUCCUUGAAAUCUUUUUUUACUUUAUCUUUAUCUCUUCCCUUAACAUCUCCUUAUCAUUUCUUAUCUUACAAUUUAUAA